Molecule: messenger RNA, 4062 nt
Organism: Bactrocera neohumeralis
Lineage: Eukaryota; Metazoa; Arthropoda; Insecta; Diptera; Tephritidae
Exons: 2
Coding region: 1634-2962 (442 amino acids)
Biological process (GO): telomere maintenance; DNA repair
Molecular function (GO): DNA helicase activity
Source: RefSeq, a predicted model, not a curated record
CAAUUCAUGCUUUCAAAUGACUUCUUUUGGUGCCACAAAGAUCAUUAGAGAUUCAUUUAUGCCGACGUUCAAGGUGAUUACUUUGCAUGGAAUUUCCAGUGAAACAUUUGACAUAUUUAUUCUACAGAUUCAGGGACAAAUAUACCAUCGAGUAGGCUCGCUCAUACCAUUUGCCGACGCCGACUAUCAAUUUUUGCAAAUAUAUUUCAUCGGUAAUGAAAAUGACCAACUAAAUCAACGAUGUAACAUUGCAAUCGGCACAAGGCGAGAAAUCGUACCAAAUUUGCAAAGAUUUCUCAAUGAACACAAUGAAUUGAUUCGAUUGUUCAAAAUCGCAUUGGACCGCAUGCCGUCUGAUAACCAUCGAAUCGUCAUCAGAGCAGACAAAAUGCCGAUGGGGCAGCAUGCCAGACGAUUCAACGCACCAACAAUCGAUGAGGUGGCAAUUGUCAUUGUUGGCGAACAGUUUGAUUCGCGAGAUAUUGUACUGCACCGUAGAAACGAACAACUUCAGCGUGUUUUCGAGCUACACCGUAGUUAUGAUGCAUUACAGUAUCCGAUAUUAUUCUGGAGAGGUGAUGACGGCUAUCACAUCAAUAUGCGAUUGAUAAAUCCAACUACUGGCCAAGAAACAUCGAAAAAACUCAGUGCGAUGAACUUCUAUCCAUGCCGAAUAAUGAUUCGUCCGCAAGAAGACAACUACAUCCUGAAAUGUCGCAAGCUUUUCAAUCAGUAUUUGGUUGACAUGUAUGCGAAGAUCGAGACAGAACGUCUCAACUUUAUUCGAUUCAACCAAGCGAAAUUGCGUUCUGAAGAGUACAUCCAUUUGAGAGAUGCCGUAAUGAAUGAUGCAAAUGUGAAUAGCAUUGGACGUCUAACAAUAUUGCCAGCCACAUACAUCGGCAGUCCGCGCCAUAUGCACGAGUAUGCGCAAGAUGCGAUGUCGUAUGUGCGCCAUUACGGCAGACCGGAUCUGUUCAUAACGUUCACGUGCAAUCCGAAGUGGAAUGACAUCAAAUGCCAUUUGUUCCCCGGUCAAUCAACAACUGAUCGUCACGACUUAACAGCACGUGUAUUCAGGGAAAAGCAAAAAGCAAUGAUGGAUUUAAUUGUGAAACUUCGUGUUUUUGGAGAAGUUAGAUGCUGUAUUCUACUCGAUCGAAUGGCAGAAAAGAGGAUUACCGCAUGCACACAUCUUGAUUUGGUUAGUUCGAAAAAUACGACCAGAUCAGAUUGAUAAAGUCAUCUCAGCGGAAAUUCCAGAUGAAGAAAUCGACCCACAACUGUUCGACGUUGUAACAAAAAACAUGAUCCACGGCCCUUGCGGCGCUAUUAAUCCAACGGCACCAUGCAUGAUUGACAAUAAGUGUUCAAAGCGCUAUCCUAGAGCUUUAGUUGAUGAUACAAUCACUGGAAAUGACGGAUAUCCAUUAUAUCGGCGUCGAUCCGUCAAGAUGGCGGUAAUUCAACGGUCAUAAAAGUUCGGAAUCAAAACUUUGAUGUUGAUAAUCGUUGGGUCGUGCCGUAUUCACCAUUGUUGUCAAAAAUUUUCGAAGCGCAUAUCAAUGUAGAAUAUUGCAACUCUGUCAAAUCGAUCAAAUACAUCUGCAAAUACGUAAAUAAGGGAAGUGAUAUGGCAGUUUUUGGAGUGGCUGAUUAUCAGAGCAUCGAUGAAAUUCAGCAAUACCAAAUGGGCCGUUAUAUAAGCAGCAACGAAGCGGUAUGGCGCAUUUUAUCGUUCCCAAUACACGACUGGCAACCCGUUGUUCUUCAUUUGGUAGUUCAUCUCGAAAAUGGUCAACGCGUUUAUUUCACUGCAGACAAUGUACAACAGAGCGCAGCACGACCACCGGGGACAACACUAACUACCUUUUUCGAGUUGUGUGAAAACGAUGAAUUGGCAAGAACAUUGCUAUAUUCCGAAAUACCACAAUAUUUCACUUGGAAUCCAUCAUCGAAAACAUUUCAACGACGAAAGCAAGGGGAGCGUAUUGACGGUUAUCCAAAUGUCCGUAAAACCGAUGCCAUAGAACGCAUUUACACCAUCCAUCCGAACAACGCAGAAUGUUUCUAUUUGCGUCUGCUAUUAGUCAACGUGCGCGGACCAAGAUCAUUUGAUGAUUUGAAAACUGUUGACGGUCAGUUGUGUGCGACGUAUCGUGAAGCAUGUCAGCGAUUGCAUUUGUUAGAAGAUGAUAUGCAUUGGGACACCGCACUUCAUGACGCAUCACUCACAUCUCAUCCAAAACAAAUACGCGUACUAUUCGCCAUAAUAAUAUCUACAUGCCUUCCGUCAAAUCCGCAAGAACUGUGGAAUAAGUACAAAGACUGCAUGACCGAGGACUUAUUAAUUUUGGCGCGUAAUCGAGCAUCGGACGCAGACUUGCAAUAUACAUUACAAAUGUAUAAUGAUGCUUUGAUAUUGGUUGAAGAUCUGUGCCUUACAAUUGCGAAUAAGGCAUUAGCGCAACUUGGCAUAACUGCGCCCAAUCGUUCAGCGAUUGAUGUGCGUGACCAUGAGCUUCAACGUGAACAACAAUACGAUUGCAAUGAAUUGCGUGCUUUCAUACAAGCUAACAUUACCAAAUUGAAUAUUCAGCAGAAAAAUGCUUAUGAUAAGAUUAUACGAGCGGUUGACAAUAACGCCGGUGGAUUCCACUUUCUUGAUGCGCCCGGUGGUACAGGGAAAAUGUUUCUGAUCUCUUUGAUUCUUGCUACUAUACGGUCACAGCAGAAAAUUGUGCUGGCAAUUGAUUCGUCAGGCAUCGCUGCUACUCUACUUGAUGGCGGCCGAACAGCACAUUCUGUGUUGAAAUUAUCGUUGAACAUCCAAGUCGUUGAAAAACCAACGUGCAACAUAUCGAGGAAUUCAACAAUGGCAAAAGUUUUGCGAGGAGCUGGAAUAGUUCUAUGGGAUGAGUGCCCAAUGGCUAUACAAAAAGUUAUUAGAAGCAUUCAAUAGAACAAUGCAAGAUUUACGCCAAAAGCAACAACUUUUUGGCGGAGCAUUAGUCUUAUUAUCCGGCGAUUUUCGGCAAACUUUGUCAGUCAUUCCUCGAUCAACUCCUCCCGACGAAAUAAACGUAUGUUUAAAAUCGUCAGUUUUGUGGAGACAUGUUCAAAGGCUGACUCUUACCAUCAACAUGCGAGUCCAACUGCAAAAUGAUCGAUCCGCAGCGGCGUUUUCGAAGCAGUUGUUGGACAUUGGCGAAGGCAAAAUACCAAUCGAUGAUACCGGUUUGAUCACAUUGCCGAACAACUUUUGUACACUUUUACAAUCGAAAGAAGAAUUGAUUGAAAGUGUAUUUCCGAAUAUUGUUCAACACUAUCAACGCCACGAUUAUUUAAGUGAACGCGCAAUAUUGGAACCGAAAAAUGUACACGUCAACGAAAUCAAUUUUUCCAGUCAAGAAAAACUGCCAGGAGAAGCUACAACAUAUAUGUACAUCGAUUGAUAGCGUUUUAAAUCAAGAUGAAGUAGUCAAUUAUCCAACUGAAUUCUUGAAUUCUUUGGAUCCCCCCGGUCUGCCACCGCAUCGUUUGGUCCUGAAAGUCGGUUCACCCAUUAUACUUCUACGAAAUCUGAAGCCACCGACUUUGUGUAAUGGCACAAGACUUUCAGUCAAAAAAUUGUGGCCAAAUUUGAUUGAAGCAACAAUACUAAAUGGCAAGGCAGCAGGUGAAGUUGUACUCUUACAACACAUUCCCAUGAUUAAAACGGAAAUGCCGUUUGAAUUUAAGCGCUUGCAGUUCCCAGUACAUCUUGCCUUUGCGAUGACCAUCAACAAAUCGCAAGGGCAAACGUUUCAAGCGUGCGGCGUCAAUUUGGAAGAACCGUGCUUCUCCCACGGCCAAUUGUUCGUCGCCUGUUCGAGAGUGGGAACACCAAGGUGCUUGUCGGGGUGAUCGACGAUAUAUUUGCCGGUGUGCCAAAUAAAAUAAAAACUGAUGUGGUUGAUCAAAUGAUUCUGCUGCUGUUGUUGUUGUCGCUGCUAAUAUUGCUUAUGCUGCUGUGGUUGUUGUUGCUGCUAAAUUUUGCGCCUGUAUGUCCGUCCGCUAUGG